AUGGAGCCGGCGGAGAAAUGGCAGAGCGACAACAAAGCAAAGACGAACGCCCGGCCGAUGCACGAUGAGCAGACGAUGGACAAGAAAGACGAUGCGUAUAUCCGGUGGAGAACGAUGGCGCGGGAUACCCAGGAUCGCUGCAGGCCGGAUCCUGGUAUCGCUGUGGGCUGGUGGCUACAACCACCACAGGGCAACACCCAGGCUGCUAUGGGGAUAUACAUGCAAAAGGCAUCUUAA
Nannizzia gypsea CBS 118893 is the source of this 237-nucleotide messenger RNA. RefSeq lists its product as hypothetical. The record is from RefSeq and is a predicted model, not a curated record. The coding region runs from base 1 to 237 and encodes 78 amino acids. The transcript has 2 exons. NCBI's taxonomy places the organism in Eukaryota, Fungi, Ascomycota, Eurotiomycetes, Onygenales, Arthrodermataceae.